UCGCCCGGGAGAUCCCCGAGACCGAGGCCGCCGCCGCCGCCGCCGCGCCAUGGCGAUCGCAAGGCAAGUGCUUUGUCUGUGUGCUUUCCUGUCCGUGCCGCACGCUCGCGCCGAGCCCAUCCGCUACUCCGUAGCCGAGGAGGCGGAAAGCGGCUCCCUGGUUGGCAACCUGGCGGAGGACGCGGGGCUCACGCCGGAGCAGCUCUCGGCUCGCCGCGCCCGCCUGGUCUCGGAGGACGGGCGGCAGCAUUUUCGCUUAGACCGCGCCUCCGGCCGCCUCGUCGUGGCGGGGAGGCUGGACCGGGAGGAGCUGUGCGGCCACUCCGGCACCUGCAUGCUCCCCUUCGAGCUGCUGCUCGCCAACCCCCUGCAGUUCUUUCGGGUCGAGGUGGCUCUGGAGGACAUCAAUGACCAUUCACCCGUUUUCCCCGAGGAACAAGUCAUCUUUAGGAUUCCCGAAACAAGCGACUGGGGUUCGCGUUUCCCUCUGGAGGGUGCUCGGGAUCUCGAUAUUGGCAGCAAUAAUAUCCAGACAUACAGCAUCUAUCCCGAGAACGGGUACUUUAGUGUCUCCUUUGGCAGUCGAAGUGAAGAUGACAAAUAUAUUGAACUGGUCUUGGAAAAGCCACUAGACAGAGAGGAACAGGCAGAGAUGGAUUUCAGUCUCAUUGCUGUGGACGGUGGCUCUCCUCCCAAAAGUGGGACCACCCAAGUGAAAAUUGUCAUUCUAGAUGCAAAUGACAAUGCUCCCAUCUUCACACAAGAGUUGUACAUUGGGCAGGUAUUAGAGAACAUGCCAGAAGGCUCUGUGGUUCUGAGUGUGCUGGCAACAGAUCAGGAUGCCGGAGUUAAUGGGGACAUUUCCUAUCAACUCAGACAGGCAGUGGGCCAGAGCGACUCAGCAUUUGUGAUUGAUCCCAUAACCGGUGAAAUUAAACUCACAAAACCUCUGGACUUCGAGGAUUCAGAGCAUCACGAACUCCGUGUGAGGGCCACAGAUGGUGGGGGACUCUCAGCAAUCUGCAAAGUGUUGGUGGAGGUGGUGGAUGUGAAUGACAAUGCCCCAGAGCUGGUGGUCAGUUCCUUCAGCAGUCCCCUCCCCGAGAACACAGCGCCCGGCACGGUGGUUGCCCUCUUUACGGUCAGGGACCAGGAUUCUGGUGCCAACGGGAAGAUCUCCUGUGCUCUCGAGGAUCAGCUCUUCUUCUCCCUGCGGCCAGCCUUUAAGAAUUACUAUGAGGUGGUGACAGUGAGCGCGCUGGACCGCGAGGAGACGGCUCAGUACAUCCUGACUGUCACAGCAGCAGAUGCGGGGUCCCCUCCCCUCACUACCACGCAGACCUUCAGCGUGGACAUCUCGGAUGUCAAUGACAAUGCCCCUGUGUUCAACCAGACGUCAUACACCAUGUAUGUGCGUGAGAACAACGUCCCCACGGUGUUUGUUGGAGCCGUCAGUGCUGCAGAUGCUGACGUGGGGCUCAAUGCCAAGGUGACCUAUUCCCUGGCCCCAGCCGAACCGGCAGAGCGGCCUUCCUGCUCCUGCAUCUCUGUGAACUCCGAGAACGGACACGUCUUUGUGCUGCGGCCCCUGGACUACGAGCAGUUGAGGCAGACCGAGGUCACAGUCAGUGCCUCUGACGCGGGGUCUCCUCCCCUCAGAGCCAACGUCACCCUCCGCCUUGUCGUGCUGGACGAGAAUGACAAUGCCCCGCUCGUGCUCUACCCAGCCCAGGACAGCAGCCCACCGUCCAGUGAGCUGGUGCCCGUGUCGGCUGAGGCGGGCUACCUCGUCACCAAAGUGGUGGCCGUGGAUGCCGACUCGGGACAGAACUCGUGGCUCUCGUACCACCUGCUGAGGGCCAGCGACCCCGGGCUGUUUACGGUGAGUGCCCAAAGCGGGGAGGUGCGUCUGAGGAGGCCGGUGACAGAGAGAGACACCGUGAAGCAGAAGCUCGUUGUCCUGGUGAGAGACAACGGGAAGCCCCCACUGUCAGCCACCGCAGCUCUGAGCGCACUCGUGCUCAAGGACUUCUCAGACGUGCGCCUCCCGCCCAGCAGUGCGGCCACAGAGGAUGAGGGCGGCUCCCUGACCACCUAUUUAAUCAUUUCCUUGGUCUUUGUCUCACUCCUCUUCCUCAUCUCCACCGCCGUCUUUGUCGCUCGCAAGGUGUGCAAGAGACAGGAGCUGAAGGCUGGCCAUGUGCUUUAUGGUGCCGACAACUUGCAGAGCGGCCUGGCCGAUGCAGCCGCUGCAGGGACCCUGCCCCACGCCUAUUGCUACGAGAUCAGCCUCACAACGGGCUCGGGCAACAGCGAGUUCAAAUUCCUCAAGCCCAUCCUCCCCAGCCUGCCACCACAGCACAGCGCCGUGGGCCAGGGCCCUGAUGAUGAACAGGAUUUCCCCUGUGUCCCUGUGAGCACAGAGGACAUGGCACCAGACAACCCUGGGACUCUCUCUGCAGGACACUUCAACACUCUUUCCUUUAAGUAGCACAGGGUCUGCACAUCUGGAUGCUUCAUGGCUCAUGGGAAGAAGGAUCCAGGCUGCAGCCUGUGGCAACGGUUCCUCUAGAGUAAACCCGUGUUUCCAAUUGGCAUAACCAACUUCCUACAAAUUCUAAGUGAGAAUAAAAGUUGUCUCCGACUCAAAAAAAAAAAAAAAAAAAAAAAAAAAGAAAUUAUAAUCACCUGAGGUUCCUUCAUUUAGUCAGUAGUGUGUUUCACCUGGUAGAGGCAUUUCUGAUAAGCUGUAAGGAUGUGGUUAGCACUCCCAUCUAAGUAGUUAUGUCUCUUGUUGUCUGACAGGGCAGUGGAUAUUUUUGUUUUGCGCUGUAACACGAGGUCACAGUUGGCCAAACAAAUCAUAUCCUCACUAAAAUGCAAGAAGGCUUUUUCCCAGCUCUGGAAAGUGAGGAAGCUGUGAGUACCGAGUCACAAUGUCGUGUGAGCACUAGGCCCUUUGUUCUCUGGGUUCUGGAUGUCCCUGUCUGAGACAUGUGAGCUCUGUGUGCUUGCUUUCUUGUCACUAUGUUUGUCCAUGCAGACCUUGUAUGUCUGCAUAUGCUUCAGUCGUGCUGCCUGGUGAAGCAGAGAGACUCUCCCAUCCGGCCAUUGCAGCAGAGGUAAUUCAAGCUCUGUGGGCAGGAAGGAGAUUUUGACCUUUUGAGUACAACUGUCUCACCUUCUCUAGCUCAAAGUAGAGCAGCAAAAUUCACAACAAAAUUUUCCUUUAGCGAACAAGAGUAGUUUGGGUGUUCUGUACCUUGGGAUUACCUUGCAAGUACAGCAGCACAGACAGUGUUGGGGUAGACUGAACGGAGUUGUGAAAACAUAUUCAUUGUCAUUGAGUGCAUUGCAUAAAAAUUCCACAAGUCCUUAAAAGACAAUUAUCGGAACAUAAAAUCAAGCAGAACUUGAAAAAAGGACAUUGAGUUUGGUCUCCUCAUUGUUGUUCCUGAAUCCAGAAGCUUCUUGAUGGGAGUAGAAACCUGUCCCUGUGUGAUUUUCAGGGUUUGUGUAAGAACAAUUGCAGUCCCGUUUUUGCCUUUUUUCCUUCUACUCUCUGAAGGGUAUUUGAGCAUUAUCUUGCCUGUUCCUCUACAGCAGGACUGCCACCCCAUCUAUAAUAACUGGUUGUUUGAAUGAUGUCCGUGAUGCAUGGAAUAUUCAGAAAGCCUUCCUCCCGCUGUGUUGUGCUGAAGUUCCACAGUUUAACACUGUAAGCUUGGAUAGCCCUGAGUUUAGAAAUUGAAAAAAUGUGUAAGACUGAAAUAAAGAGAACAUCCUCACUCUUUUUGUGGACACAGAA
Messenger RNA from Corvus hawaiiensis (hawaiian crow), 3808 nucleotides. Its product is annotated as protocadherin beta-15-like. Gene Ontology annotation, biological process: homophilic cell-cell adhesion. Bases 50 to 2491 code for a protein of 813 amino acids. Lineage: Eukaryota; Metazoa; Chordata; Aves; Passeriformes; Corvidae. Gene Ontology annotation, cellular component: plasma membrane. Gene Ontology annotation, molecular function: calcium ion binding. The transcript is spliced from 2 exons. The record is from RefSeq and is a predicted model, not a curated record.